This is a messenger RNA of Hippocampus zosterae (dwarf seahorse), 503 nucleotides long. RefSeq names its product ribosomal protein L34 (gene rpl34). The record is from RefSeq and is a predicted model, not a curated record. The transcript has 5 exons. The coding region runs from base 148 to 501 and encodes 117 amino acids. Gene Ontology annotation, biological process: translation. Gene Ontology annotation, cellular component: ribosome. Gene Ontology annotation, molecular function: structural constituent of ribosome. Lineage: Eukaryota; Metazoa; Chordata; Actinopteri; Syngnathiformes; Syngnathidae.
CAUAGGUUUUGAACACAUGCGCCUGGAAAAGAGCCGUGCAAUACAUCAUCCUCACCAUUAGAGGGCAUGGCAACAACCGGCAAGGCUCAAGCCUUCCAAAUCUGCCUUCCUUCUUCCUCUUCCGGUGACGGCGAUAGCAGCUAGAAAAUGGUGCAGCGCCUGACUUACCGACGUAGGCUGUCCUACAACACAGCGUCCAACAAGACCAGACUGUCCCGGACGCCUGGUAACCGCAUCGUGUAUCUGUACACCAAAAAGAGGGGCAAAGCACCCAAAUCGUCAUGCGGCAUCUACCCAGGAAGACUGCGUGGAAUCCGGGCUGUAAGACCUCAGGUUCUCAAGAGGCUCUCAAAAACAAAGAAGCACGUCAGCAGGGCUUAUGGAGGCUCCAUGUGUGCCAAGAGUGUGCGUGACAGGAUCAAGCGCGCUUUCCUGAUUGAGGAGCAGAAGAUUGUCGUCAAGGUGCUCAAGGCGCAAGCACAGAGCCAGAAGUCUAAGUAAAA